This is a messenger RNA of Dromaius novaehollandiae (emu), 3549 nucleotides long. It is a transcript of the gene NCKAP1L, whose product is annotated as NCK associated protein 1 like. Gene Ontology annotation, biological process: cell projection assembly; neuron projection morphogenesis; cell migration. Gene Ontology annotation, cellular component: SCAR complex. The record is from RefSeq and is a predicted model, not a curated record. The coding region runs from base 23 to 3418 and encodes 1131 amino acids. Lineage: Eukaryota; Metazoa; Chordata; Aves; Casuariiformes; Dromaiidae. The transcript is spliced from 31 exons.
GGGGGCCGCGGGGGGCCGCACCAUGACGCUGCCCUCCGUCUACCAGCACAAGUUCGCCGAGAAGCUGACGAUCCUCAACGACCGGGGCCGCGGCGUCCUCGUCCGCAUCUACAACAUCAAGAAGAGCUGUGCCGACCCGCGGACGCGGCCACCGCCGCUGGGGGACAAAGCGCUGGAGCCCUGCGCCCGCUUCGUCCACAAGAAGUUCCCCCAGCUGGACGUGCGCAGCGGCACGCAACACCUGGGCCCGGUGCACAAGGACAAGGGGGACAUCGCCCGGGCGCUGGGGCCCUUCUACCACUCCUUCGUGGACGUGCUGGAGUUCAGGGACCACGUCUACGAGCUGCUGAACACCAUCGACGCCAGCCAGUGCUUCUUCGACAUCAAUGUCAACUACGACUUCACCAAGAGCUACCUGGACCUGGUUGUCACCUACGUGUCCCUCAUCCUGCUGCUGGCCCGCACCGAGGACCGCCGGGUGCUCAUCGGCCUGUACCACUGCGCCCACGAGAUGAUCCACGGCACCAGUGACCCCAGCUUCGCCCGCCUGGGCCAGAUGGUGCUGGAGUACGACCACCCGCUCAAGAAGCUGGCGGAGGAGUUCGGGCCGCACACCAAGGCCGUCACCAGCGCCCUGCUGUCCCUGCACUUCCUCUUCGCCCGGAGGAACCAGGCGGCCGAGCAAUGGCGCAGCGACCAGCUCCUGAGCCUGCUCGGCUCCGCCGGCACCAUGCUGAGCCCCGCCAGCUCCGACACCAUGGCCUGCGAGUACCUGUCCCUGGAGGUGAUGGAGCGCUGGAUCAUCCUGGGGUUCCUGGCGUGCCCGGGGGCGCUGGGGACGUCCCCGCAGUGCCUGGAGCUGUGGCGGCUGGCGCUGCAGGGCUCCCUGCACGUCACCCUCGUGCGCGACGAGGCCCUCGCCGUGCACAAGGUCACCGAGGAGCUGCUCGGCAGCCUCAAGGGCUACGGGAAGCGGGUGGCCGACCUCAAGGAGUGCAAGGAGCACGCCGUGGCUCACAGCGGGGCCCUGCACCGGGGCCGGCGGGCGUAUCUGCGCGGGGCGCUGCGGGAGCUCGAGGCGCUGCUGGCCGACCAGCCCGGGCUGCUGGGGCCCAAGGCCCUCUUCGUGUUCAUGGCGCUCUCCUUCUGCCGGGACGAGGUGAGCUGGCUGGUGCGGCACGCCGAGCACGUCACCAAGACCAAGACGCCCGAGGACUUCGUGGACAGCAGCCACGUGGCCGAGCUGCUCUUCCUCAUGGAGCAGCUGCGGGCCCUGGUGCGCCGGCGGGCCGGGGUGCUCCAGCGCUACCACGUCCAGUACCUGGCCCGCUUCGACGCCCUGGUGCUCAGCGACGUCAUCCAGAACCUCUCCGUGUGCCCCGAGGAGGAGUCCAUCAUCCUCUCGUCCUUCGUCAGCUCCCUCUCCGCGCUCUCCCUCAAGCAAGUGGAGGACAAGGAGCCGUUCGACUUCGCGCCGCUCCGCCUGGACUGGUUCCGGCUGCAGGCCUACACCAGCGUGGCCAAGGCCCCCCUGCCGCUGGGCGCCAACCCCGACGUGGGCCGCGUGAUGAACCUCAUCGUCUUCCACACCAAGCUGCUCGACGCCCUCGAGGACCUGCUGGCCGAGGCCUCCGACCUCUCCGACCUGGGUUUCUACCCUCGCCCCGUGGAGAAGAUGUUCACGGCCACGAUGGAGGAGCCCUCGAUGCUGCGCUACAGCAUCGCCUUCCCCCUGCUCUGCGGUCACUUCUCCCGCUGCCACCACGCCAUGUGCCCGGAGGAGUAUCCCCACCUCAAGGCGACUGCACUGGGGCUGUGCAACAAGUUCCUGGAGGAGAUGGCCCGGCAGGCCAGCGCCUGCGUCAUGGACGCCUGCGCUGAGCAGCACAACCUCAGCGAGAAGCUGCUGCCCAAGCACUGCGCCUCCACCGUCAGCAAGGCCCGCAACAAGAAGGCCUCGAAGCAGCUCUCCAAGAAAGCGGAGCCCGAGAGGGACAAGCCGGGGACCGAGAGCCAGAGGAAGGACCGCACCCUGACCACCAACAUGGACAAGCUGCACCUGACGCUGGCCGAGCUGUCGCUGAGCCUCAACCACGUGCCCAAGUUCACCGUCUUCGAGCACACGGUGACGCCGGCCGAGUACCUCAGCAGCCACCUGGAGACGCGGUUCACCAAGGCCAUCGUGGCCAUGGCGGGCUACAGCCAGGCCACGCAGGAGGUGGCCCGGCCCUCGGAGGUGCUGGCGGGGCUGGGCGCCUACGUGACCUUCAUCCAGUCGCUGGGGCAGUUCGUGGGCCUGGACACGGGGCGCAUCAUCCGCAACGUCCUCCUGCAGCAGACGCAGCCCCGCGACGCCGCCGGCGAGCAGACGCUCACCACCAUCUACACCAACUGGUACCUGGAGGCGCUGCUGCGGCAGGCCAGCACGGGGGCCAUCGUCCUGGCACCCGCCCUGCAGGCCUUCGCCACGGUGCCGCGCGAGGGCGAGCCGGCCUUCUCCGCCGCCGAGUUCUCCGACGUCUCCGAGAUGCGGGCGCUGGCCGAGCUCAUCGGGCCGUACGGCAUGAAGUUCCUGAGCGACAACCUCAUGUGGCACGUGGGCUCCCAGGUCGGGGAGCUGAAGAAGCUGGUCACCGAGAACAUGGACACGCUGGUGCAGCUGCGCGCCAACUCCUGCAAGCCCGAGCAGAUGGCGGCUCUGCUGCCCCGGCUGACCUCCACCGACAACGUGCUGAAGCGCAUGACCAUCAUCGGCGAGAUCCUGAGCUUCCGCGCCAUGGCACAGCAGGGCCUGCGAGAGGUCUUCUCCCACCACUGCCCCUUCCUGAUGGGCCCCAUCGAGUGUCUGACGGACGUCGUCACCCCCGACACCGACAUCCAGGUCACCCUGAGCAUCUUCGAGCUGGCCUCGGCCGCGGGGAUCCCGUGCGAGAUCGACCCCGCGCUGGUGAACGUCCUCGCCGGCAGCAAGACGGACGGCUUGUCCCCGGAGGAGGACUACAAGGUGGCCUGCCUGCUCCUGGUCUUCGUGGCCGUGUCCCUGCCCCUCCUGGCCACCGACCCUGCCUCCAUCUACAACACCGAGACGGACGGUUACAACAACAACAUCCACUGCCUGGCCAAGGCCAUCAUCCACGUGUCGGCCGCGCUCUUCACCAUCCACAACAAGAACAUCGAGACCCACCUCAAGGAGUUCCUGCUGCUGGCCUCCGUGAGCCUCCUGCAGCUGGGACAGGAGACGGACAAGCUGCGCGCCAGGAACCGCGACUCCGUCGCCCUGCUCCUGCAGCUGCUCGUGGCGGAGUCGUCCUUCCUGACGGUCGACAUGCUGGAGACCUGCUUCCCCUACGUCCUGCUCCGCAACGCCUACCGCGAGGUGUGCCGGGAGAACCUGCUGGGCAGGGUGCCCUCGCACUGAGCCGGCACCCGCGCGCCCAGCCGGCACCCAGCCGGCACCCGCGCACCCACCCGGCACCCACCCGGCACCCUCGCACCCACCCGGCACCCGCGCGCCCAUCCGGCACCCACCCGGCACCCUCGCGCCCACCC